Molecule: messenger RNA, 4068 nt
Organism: Capsicum annuum
Lineage: Eukaryota; Viridiplantae; Streptophyta; Magnoliopsida; Solanales; Solanaceae
Product: DNA-directed RNA polymerase 1, mitochondrial
Exons: 19
Coding region: 191-3406 (1071 amino acids)
Biological process (GO): mitochondrial transcription
Cellular component (GO): mitochondrial DNA-directed RNA polymerase complex
Molecular function (GO): DNA binding; DNA-directed RNA polymerase activity
Source: RefSeq, a predicted model, not a curated record
AUACAUUGCUAGCAACAAAAUACAAUAGGUUUUUGGGAGGGUUUAAGGCAGCCUCCAUUGCCAUACACCUUCUCCUUCCUCUUCUCAAAAGUCUUUCAUUUCAAUGCUAGAAAUCUUUCCACACUUUCCCUUACCUUUCUUUCAGCUUAUAAGUCAUUUGGAAUAAUUUUUUUUUUUUUUUUAAGAAAAUAUGUGGAGAUACAUAUCAAAACAAGCUUAUUCAAGAAAGUUCAAGAACUCCAGUGAUUCAUAUUUUCUUGGUUUUUCUCAUACUUUUGGAAAAACUACAACUUUACAAGGCUUUUGUAAAGAAAAUCCCAACUUGGGUAUUUCUCAAAAUUCAAUCUUUUCAAGAGUUAAUGGAAAAAUUAAGCAUGAAAAUCCCAAAUUGGGUAUGUCUAAAGAUUCAAUUGUUUCUAGAAAAAGUAGGCAUUUAGAUGGUAAUUUUGAAGAAAGUCAUAGAAAUCCCAGCUUGGGUGUGGCUCAAAAUUCAAGAUUUUCUAGUGUUAAUGGAGAAAAUAGACCUUUACAAGGCCUAUGUGAUGGAAAUUCCAACUUGGGAAUGUCGAAAAAUUCGAUCUUUUCUAGAAAAAGUAGGCAUUUAGGUGGAAUGUUUGAAGGUAGUUUCAAGAAUCAUCACUUGGGGUUCUCUCAAAGUUUGAUUUUUUUGAGAGUAAAAGGAGAUUUUCAAGUUUAUACUAGUAUGGGUUGUGGAUCUUUAGGAGGUUUAAGGAGUUAUGGUAGUGCUGCAGAGGCGAUUGCGUCUACGUCUGAAGAAGAUAUUGAUGAGAUUCAAGAGUUAAUAGAGGAAAUGAACAAAGAAAAUGAGGCUUUGAAGAGCAGUUUGCAACCAAAGCAACCGAAAACGAUAGGUGGGAUGGGGAUUGGAAAGUACAAUAUUCUUAGGAGAAAGCAGAUAAAGGUAGAAACCGAAGCAUGGGAAGAGGCAGCUAAGGAAUAUCAGGAGUUGUUGAUGGAUAUGUGUGAGCAAAAGCUGGCACCAAACUUGCCUUACAUGAAAUCGUUGUUCUUGGGUUGGUUUGAGCCAUUGAGAGAUGCUAUAGCUGCUGAUCAGAAGUUGUGUGAUGAAGGUAAGAACCGCGGGGCAUACGCUCCCUUCUUUAAUGAAUUGCCUGCUGAAAUGAUGGCUGUGAUUACAAUGCACAAGUUGAUGGGGUUGUUAAUGACGGGUGGAGGAACGGGUAGUGCUAGAGUGGUGCAAGCUGCCUCUCACAUUGGCGAAGCAAUUGAGCAUGAGGCCAGAAUAUAUAGAUUUUUGGAGAAGACCAAGAAAAACAAUGCAUUGAGUGAUUCCUUGGAAGAAACACCUGGUGAUAUAAUGAAAGAAAGAGAGAGGCUGAGAAAAAAAGUAAAAAUGUUGAUGAAGAAACAGAGGCUCCUGCAGGUUAGAAAGAUUGUGAGGCAGCAAGAUGAUGAAAAACCUUGGGGCCAGGAAAAUCUUGUCAAGGUUGGCUGCCGAUUGAUUCAGAUAUUAAUAGAAACCGCCUAUAUACAGCCUCCAAAUGACCAGUUAGAUGAUUGUCCUCCAGAUAUUCGGCCAGCAUUUGUGCACACUCUCAAAACCGUAGAUACAGUGAAAGGCAGAAGGAGAUAUGGUGUGAUUCAAUGUGAUCCACUUGUUCGUAAAGGCUUAGAUAAAACUGCUAGACAUAUGGUGAUUCCAUAUAUGCCGAUGCUGGUUCCUCCACAGAAUUGGACAGGUUAUGAAAAAGGUGCAUACUUAUUUUUACCAUCAUACAUUAUGAGGACACAUGGAGCAAAACAGCAGCGUGAAGCAGUUAAAAGAGUUCCAAAGAAGCAAUUGGAACCUGUAUUCCAGGCACUCGACACUCUUGGUAAUACCAAAUGGAGGGUGAAUAAAAGGGUACUUGGCAUAUUAGACAGAAUAUGGGCUAGUGGAGGCCGUCUAGCUGACUUAGUAGACCGGGAAGAUGUACCUUUACCUGAAGAGCCAGACACAGAAGAUGAAGCAGAAAUCAAGAAAUGGAAGUGGAAAGUUAAAGCUGCGAAAAAAGAGAACUCCGAGAGGCAUUCUCAGCGGUGUGAUAUUGAACUCAAACUAGCUGUUGCACGGAAAAUGAAGGAUGAAGAGGGUUUUUAUUAUCCGCAUAAUCUUGAUUUUCGUGGUCGUGCAUACCCUAUGCACCCGUACUUGAAUCAUCUUGGCUCUGAUUUAUGCCGCGGCAUCCUCGAAUUCUCUGAGGGGCGCCCACUUGGGAAGUCCGGUUUUCGCUGGCUGAAGAUACAUCUAGCAAAUUUAUAUGGUGGUGGUGUUGAUAAGCUAUCAUAUGAAGGUCGUGCAGCAUUCAGUGAAAACCAUGUGGAGGAUAUUUUUGACUCUGCAGACAGGCCACUGGAAGGAAAGCGUUGGUGGCUGGGAGCGGAAGAUCCUUUUCAAUGCUUAGCAACAUGUAUUAAUAUAGCUGAAGCAUUGAGAAGCCCUUCUCCAGAGACCACUAUAUCUCAUAUGCCUAUUCACCAGGAUGGUUCGUGCAAUGGGCUACAACAUUAUGCUGCCCUUGGUAGGGAUAAGUUAGGAGCAGCUGCAGUCAAUCUUGUUGCUGGAGACAAGCCUGCUGAUGUUUACUCUGGAAUUGCUGCUCGAGUUCUUGAUAUUAUGAAGAGAGAUGCAGACAAAGAUCCUGCAACAGAUCCAAAUGUGAUGCGUGCCAGGCUGUUAAUUAACCAGGUGGACAGGAAGUUGGUCAAGCAAACAGUGAUGACAUCAGUGUAUGGUGUCACGUAUAUUGGUGCUCGUGACCAAAUCAAGAGAAGGUUGAAGGAACGUGGUGCCAUUGACGAUGAUAAUGAGUUGUUUGCAGCAGCUUGUUAUGCGGCCAAAACCACCUUGACUGCCUUAGGAGAGAUGUUUGAAGCUGCCAGAAGUAUGAUGAGUUGGCUUGGAGAUUGUGCAAAGAUUAUAGCCAUGGAAAACCAUCCCGUACGAUGGACUACUCCACUCGGACUUCCUGUUGUGCAACCUUACCGCAAAUUAGGAAGGCAUCUUAUUAAAACUUCUCUUCAGAUUUUGACAUUACAGCGUGAAACAGAUAAGGUUAUGGUUAAGCGACAGAGAACAGCAUUCCCUCCAAAUUUCGUUCACUCUCUCGAUGGUUCCCACAUGAUGAUGACUGCCAUUGCCUGCAAAGAAGCUGGCUUAAGUUUUGCAGGAGUGCAUGAUUCAUACUGGACACAUGCGUGUGACGUUGACCAAAUGAACAGAAUUUUGAGAGAAAAAUUUGUUGAACUCUACGACGCACCCAUACUGGAAAAUUUACUGGAGAGUUUUCAGCAGUCAUUCCCUGACUUGCAGUUCCCGCCAUUACCGGCGAGAGGUGAUUUCGAUCUAAGAGAAGUUCUGGAAUCUCCCUAUUUUUUCAACUAGUCGAGCAGCCUUAUUUUUCGAUUUUUGUGUGGUCUGGUACUUGCUUUCUCCCCUACAAUGACAAGACUCGCGGGAUCUUAAAACUCUUGGAUCCGUCGCGUUAUGACAACUGCUGCGCUGGAAGUCAAGAAACACGAGCCUAUACUGACACACUUUGCUGCAGAACGCGGCAUUGACCAUACACAUUGGACAAGCCUAGAUUUUUCUGGGAUGAGUCAGGUUGCUAAGCGUAUACGCUAUUGCACAUAAGCUGCUGCUCUACGAAAAGUUGUACCGAGUGAAAGCAGUCGGCUAAUGGUUUCAAUGAAGUAUUAUUCGCGUACAAGCAUGUAGAGGCAGGCGUACGCUAAAGCGAAAACGCCUCCAACAUUUAUACUUGGCAAUGAACCACCUAAUGAAGACUGACCUAGAUGACUCAACAGAAUACUGAGUAGAACAGUAAGAUAAUAGCUUCUUCCUUUUUUUUUCCCUCAAUAAAAAUCUCAUCAUUAUUAUUAUUUGCUUUUUGUACCCCAUUUAUAUAGCAGGUUGUAUAUAGCUUUUAUAGUGAAAUUUCACCUCAUUUUUUAUACCUCAUCAUCUUUAUCCAGAGCUUUGUUGUAAUAAGAAUACAGUUACACAGAUUUUUAAAUAGAAAGAAGUUAUAUUCUUCUUCUUGUUCA